Metarhizium acridum CQMa 102 is the source of this 726-nucleotide messenger RNA. The record is from RefSeq and is a predicted model, not a curated record. Lineage: Eukaryota; Fungi; Ascomycota; Sordariomycetes; Hypocreales; Clavicipitaceae.
AUGGACCAAGACUCGGCCGCCUCGCAGGCCCAGCGCAAGAUCGAGCUCCAAUCCCCCGAGGACCUGGCCUACCUCGUGGCCAAAGUGCGCGGCGCUGCAGCCGCCCGCAUCAACGAGGCCUUCCCCCACGUCCCCGGCCAAGGCGAGGACGAGCUCCGGAACCAAAUCGAAUCCCUGGUCAACGAGGUACGUCCUCCUCCUCCUCCCCCGUCCACCACCCAAGUCCAGCGACUCACCCCGAAGCAGUACAUCGACAGGACCUUCACCCUCGCCGCGCCAAACCUGUCCAUAAACGGCCUCCCCGUCUCCUCGACCGAGUACCUCUCGCCGUCGCCCGCCACGCGCGACACCUACGAGCCCUUCGACGCCCGCAAGCGCCAGCGCGUCGCGGAGCUCAUAUCCCAGGAGGAGAAACUGCUCGAGGAAGUGGCGGCGCUGAAGCGCUCCGUGCCCGGCAAGGCGGCCGACGAGCAGGCCGCGCGUGUUCGGGACGCGAUCCGACAUGACGAGGAGAUGGUCGAGGCCCGCAGGGCGGCGGUCAUCGUGGACGCGGGCAAGGAAGGCGGCAGGUUGCGAGUAGACAGGCUGGAGAGGCAGGACGGUGUAGAGGCCGGGUUCAGGGGCGCCGUCGAGGCGCUGGGGAGACUGAAGAGGGACAUGCCGUCUGUUGUGGCCAAGAUGGAGAGGGCGAGGGUGGCGGGCGAGUACGUGUUGAAUGCGAAAUAG